AUGGACGUUCUCUUUGGCUCGCCUGUCGUACUUCAUCAUAGUUCUGAGACAAUUGAAAUAACUGUUCACAAAGAAAAAAAAAUAUCUUUCCUUGAACAUAUAACAAAAACAUGCCCCUCUCUUGUAGGUAAAGACGCAAGGUUCUAUCCAACUAUUUGGCUACCAAAUGGACACUUUCAGACAGCUUAUGCAGCAUAUGCAAAAUUUGAUCAUGUACAUCAUAUCGAAUAUGACAGAAAUUUAAUCCCAACACUAGACGGGGGCCAAUUUUCACUUGACUGGACACCAACUUUAGCCGAAAAACCUUUUGAUGAUACACCGACAAUUGUCGUAUUACAUGGUUUAACAGGCGGCAGCCAUGAAUCGUAUAUCCGAUGUGUUCUCGAAAUUCUCACAAAACCACCUCAUAAUUAUCGUGCAGUUGUAUUUAAUAAUCGAGGGUGUGCGAAAUCUCAAUUAUUAUCCCCUAAACUUUAUUGUGCUGCAUAUACUGAAGAUUUAAGAAUUGCAUUAGAAUAUAUCCAAAAAUGUAUCCCAAAAGCAAAAUUAUUUGCAAUUGGUUUUAGCUUAGGUGCAAAUAUACUAGUGAAGUAUCUCGGCGAGGAAGGAAAAAAUACGCCAUUUAUUGGAGCAAUUUCUGUUGGAAAUCCUUUCGAUAUUCUUGGAUCGAAUGUAUCGAUGGAAAGUAAGAUUAUAGGAAGAAAUAUUUAUUCCGCGUCAUUAGCCAACAACCUUAAAAAUAGUUUUGCCGAACAUGAACACAUCCUAAAAAAACACCCAAAACUCGAUCCUGCUUAUAUUAUGUUGGCACGUUCAAUUCGUGAAUUUGACGAUAGAUGUACACGUGUAGUAUUUGGUUACGAUACAGUAAACGAUUAUUAUCGAGAUGCUAGUUCAUCCCGUUUUGUAACUAAAGUUCGAAUUCCAUUACUUUGUCUUCAAGCUGAAGAUGAUCCAGUUUCAGUCCGAGAAUGGGUUCCAUAUGAUGAAUGCAGGUUUAAUCCAUAUGUGAUUUUAGCUACAACUUCACACGGAGGACAUCUCGGUUGGUUUACUAAUUUUUGGCAUCCAACACGUUGGUGCAUAAAACCAAUAACCGAAUUUUCAGUAGCUAUUAUUGAGGCUGAAAACUUCACUGUUUUACCAAAUGAUUCUAUAGAACAAAUAUAA
This is a messenger RNA of Ambispora gerdemannii, 1170 nucleotides long. Lineage: Eukaryota; Fungi; Glomeromycota; Glomeromycetes; Archaeosporales; Ambisporaceae. The record is from the annotation of a GenBank genome assembly.